Messenger RNA from Schistosoma margrebowiei, 3490 nucleotides. The record is from the annotation of a GenBank genome assembly. NCBI's taxonomy places the organism in Eukaryota, Metazoa, Platyhelminthes, Trematoda, Strigeidida, Schistosomatidae.
GGAACGUAUGGAUAUUAUUUUUGUUGAUUGACAAUUACCUUAACACAAGAGUUCUCUGGACAUGUUUGUUGUGUAUAAUUCUGAUGGAAGACAAUUUCAUUCCUCACAUCACUGUCAAUGUAUCCAUCCAAUGAAUGAAAAAACUUUGAUAAACACAAUUUUAAUACAGGCGAAGAAAUCACUUAUCAUUUUGAUUGUAUUGUUACUCGUGUUCUUAUGUACUGAUGAUAUUUCAGGAUUGGCGAGUUCUUGGAAGUUUGUUAAUGUUCCGUUAUACCCAAGUACGUUUAUUCUAUUUUUUAACUGUAUGAAAUCAAAAUCUCUCAUCUAUUUCUUUUUUAAUUUUAAUCGCUCAACUAGUAUUGUUGCAUAAAUCUACCAUCGUGCAAGAUGUAUUGAUCGACCGAUCAACCAAUAUCCGGAUGGAAGAACGGACUGACGAACGUAAAAUUUAUUUGUAUAGACCAGAUAUGGUAACUACUAGUGCAAUUGAAAAUGUCGGCGAUGAUAAUAAUGUGUCUAAUUAUACUUCAAGGGAAUUUAGAUUACCACGUACAUUGUUUCCACAUUUCUACGAUUUGUCAAUUCAAGUCCAUUUGCAUGGUAACAAGUCACAAGCAUUUUUCUUCAAUGGAUCUGUGACAAUAAAUGUUUUUUGUAGUGUGUCGACAACCGAGUUCUUCGUACAUGCAUCCGAUAAUCUGAAUGUGAGCUUGAAUCAAAUCCAUAUGUCUCGUCUUCAUGAAAAAAAUCAAACAAGUUCUAUUAUUGAAAUAGAUGACGUUAGUUAUUUUCAAGAUGCUGAGUGUUAUCGAAUUAAACUCAAAACGCCUCUGCAACCACAUACUUAUUACAACCUAACAUUUGGACAGUUUCGUUCUGAUAUGGACUAUGAUUCUGAUGGACUGUAUAUUAGCAGAUAUUUGGAAAAUGGGAUUUACAAACAUUUGGCAAGUACUGAUUUAGAACCAAGCGAUGCGAGGAGUAUAUUUCCAUGUUGGGAUGAGCCAGAAUUUAAGGCAAAAUUCAAGGUCAAUAUUGUACGCCACAAAAAUUUCCAUUCGCUUUCAAACAUGAAUUUGGAAAGUACGGAAGUGUUUCACGAUGAUUGGCAUGUCGACAGAUAUAACACCAGUGUGAAAAUGUCCACAUAUCUGUUGGCAUUUGUAGUUUCACAAUUUUCGAAUAUUCAGAGGACAGACAGUAGAGGACGAAACUUCACUGUUUGGGCAAGACCGGAUAAAAUUCGAUCAGCUGAAUAUGCACUUGAUAUUGGCAUAAAAUUAUUGGGAUACUUUGAAGAUUAUUUUGGCAUUCCCUAUUCACUUCCUAAAAUGGAUAUGCUUGCAGUUCCUAACUUUUCAAUGAUGGCAAUGGAAAACUGGGGUUUGAUAACUUGUGAUGAAAAUUUAAUGUUAUGGAACGCAGAAAACGGUUCGAUAGCAUCCAAAAUUCUUGUGACUUUCGUUAUUUCACAUGAACUUGCUCACCAGUGGUUUGGAAACUUAGUGACAAUGAAAUGGUGGGACAACUUGUGGUUGAACGAAGGCUUUGCAACAUUUUUUGAGUACAUGGGAGUGCAGUUACUACAUCCUGAGUGGAAAGUAGAUGAACUAUUCAUACUGGACGAAUUGAUUCGUGUACUUGAUAGAGAUACAUCGAUGCAAUCAAGACCAGUCAUUUAUUCAGCCAAUACUACAACACAACUUAAAAGCAUGUUUGAUAUAUUCACCUAUAGUAAGGGCGCCUCCUUGGUUUGGAUGAUGGAGAAAUUCAUGGGCCGUAACGCUUUUCAAAAUGGUUUAAAAAGAUAUUUAAUUCAAAACCAGUAUGAGAACACAGAUGAAAAAGACUUAUGGAAGGCAUUAUCUGAAGAAUGGAAUACUGAAGAAAAUCAUCCAGACAUUGGAUUGAUUAUGGAUUCAUGGACUAAACAAAGGAGUUAUCCACUUGUGAUUGUAAAGGGAAAUGGGUCGAAUGUGUUCUGUUUUGAGCAGAUGCGUUACUUUCAACACUAUGAUAACAAUUCAGUUCAGACAAUACAUGAACAACCCUGGAUAAUACCAAUCACUUAUGGGUCAGCACAAACGGUGAACUGGACAAAUGCUGAUAUUUUGUGGAUGGUGAACAGGAAAAUGAAUCAAAUGAUGAACAUAAGCUCAAACGACUGGUAUUUGGUGAAUGUAAAACAAGGUGGAUUUUAUCGGGUUCACUACGCUGACAAUAACUGGAUUUUAUUAACCAAUCAAUUGCAAAAGAAUUUCACGGCUAUUCCAGUUUUCGCACGAGCACAAAUAUUGAAUGAUUUAUUCAGUCUUGCAAAUUGUCAUAUCGUACCGUAUACUCUUUUCCUGAACGCGACAAAAUAUUUAAACCACGAAGAUGAGUUUAUUGUAUGGAUAACAGCUAGUCGAGCGCUGCUCUACAUCAAUAGCAUGUUUGCUCUGAAUGAGAAUUAUGACGUUUUCCAAGCAUACUUGCAAACUCUUAUCCAUAACCGAAUUCGAUUAGCAAGUCGGUCAUUUGUUGGUACAAGUGAAGAUGUUCAGAAGACACGUUUAGACUAUAGUAUGAUCAAACUCGCUUGUAUAGCUGAACAUCAUCUUUGUGUGAACAAAACUACGGAUCUCUUUAGACAAUGGAUGUCAAAACCGGAAACGAACCCCAUACCACCUGAUUUGAGAUUCAUUACUUAUUGUACAGCUAUUCGUCAUGGCGGUCAAGAAGAAUGGAAAUUUUUAGAAAGUCAGCUGAUGUUGAACGAUCUUGCAAAUGAGGAAGAUACUGAAGACAAGAUGUCGGCGUUAACGUGUUCUCGUGAUACAGAAAUUAUGAAAAGGUACUUAGAGCGGGUAAGAGAGAACAAGAACUUAUGGUUUACACUUGACUAUUUUUCAGAGUCUCCAGUUGGCAACCAAUUUUUAUGGGACCACCUGAGUGAUGUAAAUAACUUUAUUAAAUAUAAAGACUUUACGAAAUUAUUAACAAAAACACUAACUGAAUAUCCUUACUCAGUGUUUAGUGGAACAAAACAUGAAAAGAUCCUUGUAACAGAAGCUAAUCAUCAGAUAGAUCCUGAACUUCGAAAAAAGAUCGAUUAUUUAAUUCACAUAUCCAGAGAAAAAUUGAAAUGGACUGAAAACUAUUCCGACGUUAUUAUUCAGUGGUUGAAUGAAAAUAUCCCGGUAUUUACCUUUUUAUCAUAGAUAAUGAAAAUCAACCAAUUAAGCACUAAUAAGCUAUACGAAUCGAAUCUUUUAACUUCCGUCGUUGUUGCCGUUGGUACUUUUUAUUCUACUAAGCCUUGGGACACUUAUAUGUUAUUCCAUACUCACACUAGUACUUUGAAUGUUUGCUUGUAGUAACUCGUAGUAACUUUGGUUGAAUAUUUAUGUUUAUCUAUAUAGCACUGAUGGUAGAACAAUUUUGUUGUGUGUUUCGAUUCUAAAUGUUUAAUAUUCAUAAUGUGAAAUAAAAAGCCUCGAGUAUG